AUGUUGUUUGCGGCUUAUGUGACGAGGAUCACGGUGUUGAAGCACAGGGCGACGGCCGAGAGGAGCCGCAGCCGCACGUUUGGCAGCCGGGCAAGACGAGGGGCGCGCACAGCCGCGAGGGGCAGAGACAAGGAGAACGACAGGAACUCUGAUGGCACAGGUCAGCAGCGGUUCUCGAGGGGCACGCAGGUUCUGGCGUCUGGCGACGAGGCAGGCGGCGGCAUCAGGGACGAGACGUACUACUCAGGAUUCAUUUUCGCGGUGAGAGGCGAGAUGGGCGGCGGGUUUGGUGAGAAGCGGCGGAGGGGCCAGGAGACAAGGGAGAUAUCAGCCGCGACCAGCAAGUCGGGAGUUGAGGAUCGAUAUCAAGGGGCUCGAGGGCGAUAG
This is a messenger RNA of Neoarthrinium moseri, 387 nucleotides long. RefSeq lists its product as uncharacterized. The coding region runs from base 1 to 387 and encodes 128 amino acids. The record is from RefSeq and is a predicted model, not a curated record. The transcript has a single exon. NCBI's taxonomy places the organism in Eukaryota, Fungi, Ascomycota, Sordariomycetes, Amphisphaeriales, Apiosporaceae.